GUUUCGUAACCACAGAGUGGGAGGAGCUUGACUCUCUGGAAGCCUGGAUACAGCAGGACGAACAAACACAGGCAACCGUCGGGAAGUGUUCGGGCGCCAGCGAAGACCGAGAAAGCCACCUGAAAUCUCACCCUGGGAGUCUACCUGAAGCCCUGCAAGAGUAGGGGGUUGUUCCAAACAAUCGAAAACAAGCCAGUGAUACUCGGGAUGUGAAUCCCCGUGCGCCUACCUGGAUUAUUUUUGCCCUAGUCAAGCUUUAUACACUACGGAAGCAUUUUAUCAGUGUUUCCCACACAACAUUCAAGUCAGGUCGGGAACCUCUGACAGGGACUGUUCUGGGGCAGAAAUGUGAUGCGAGCGGUUACUAUAAUGUGUGUUUUGCAGUCGCACGGUUUGUUUUGAGGAGUAACCCAUCGGGGAGAUCGGUAAAGGUGGGGCCGAACCGGAGACGCCAAAGGGAUUAUUUUAACACGCGUUUAGCCUGGAAGCUCUCCUUCUCUCCCUCCCUCCCUCCCUCCCUCUCUUCACCCGUAGCGUUUCGGGGAAGUCGACGGGAGGCGGUAUUUGGAAAUUAGAAACGGUUGCUGUAACUCAGCGACUGCUCUCCUCCGGUUUUGCAUUUCGGUGUGCGCCUCAUAAUUUGUGUCCACCGUCAGCUGCUUGUGGCCUUUGUCUCCUGGUUGGAACAUAAGGUUUGAGGACGCGUAUAUUUGGGGAUCAUUUCCCCAGCCGACUCUUGACUGACUAUGGCGGACGACGACAUUCUCUUUGAAGAUGUGUACGAGCUUUGCGAGGUCAUCGGAAAGGGUCCCUUCAGCGUGGUCAGGAGAUGCAUCAACAGGGACACGGGACAGCAGUUUGCUGUCAAGAUCGUGGAUGUUGCCCAGUUUACCUCCAGCCCUGGGCUCAGCACAGAAGACCUGAAGAGGGAGGCCAGUAUUUGCCACAUGCUGAAGCACCCCCACAUCGUGGAGCUCCUGGAGACGUACAGCUCGGACGGCAUGCUCUACAUGGUGUUCGAGUAUAUGGACGGUGCAGACCUCUGCUUUGAGAUCGUGAAACGGGCAGACGCUGGCUUUGUCUACAGUGAAGCCGUGGCCAGCCACUACAUGAGGCAGAUCCUCGAGGCACUCCGCUACUGCCAUGACAACAAUGUCAUCCACCGAGACGUCAAGCCUCACUGUGUGUUGCUGGCAUCCAAAGAGAAUUCGGCCCCGGUGAAGCUGGGUGGGUUUGGAGUUGCCAUCCAGCUCGGAGAGUCGGGACUAGUGGCGGGCGGCCGCGUGGGCACGCCACACUUUAUGGCCCCCGAGGUGGUGAAGCGGGAGCCGUACGGCAAGCCGGUGGACGUGUGGGGCUGCGGGGUCAUCCUGUUCAUCCUCCUCUCCGGCUGCCUACCCUUCUACGGCACCAAGGAGCGGCUGUUUGAGGCCAUCUGCAGGGGAAAGUACAAGAUGAAUCCGCGGCAGUGGGGCCACAUCUCUGAGAGCGCUAAGGACCUCGUGAGACGCAUGCUGAUGCUGGACCCCGCUGAGAGGAUCACUGUCUACGAGGCCCUCAACCACCCCUGGCUCAAGGAGAGGGACCGGUACGCCUACAAAAUCCACCUCCCCGAGACGGUGGAACAGCUGAGGAAGUUCAACGCCAGGAGGAAGCUCAAGGGGGCAGUGCUCGCGGCGGUAUCCAGUCACAAGUUCAACUCCUUUUAUGGAGAUCCUCCUGAGGAGCUUCACGACUUCACUGAUGAUCCCACGUCCUCAGGACUGCUAGCGGCCGAACGUGCUGUGUCUCAGGUUUUGGACAGCUUGGAGGAGAUCCACGCGCUGACCGACUGCAGCGAGAAGGACCUGGACUUCCUCCACAGUGUAUUCCAGGACCAGCACCUUCACACACUCCUCGACCUCUACGACAAGAUAAACACCAAGUCAUCGCCACAGAUCAGGAACGCCUCCAGCGAUGCUGUGCAGAGAGCCAAAGAGGUACUGGAAGAAAUCUCCUGCUACCCAGAGAACCACGACGCUAAGGAACUCAGGCGGAUACUGACCCAGCCACAUUUCAUGGCGCUGCUGCAGACCCACGACGUGGUGGCCCACGAGGUGUACAGCGACGAGGCUCUGAGGGUGACGCCGCCGCCCACCUCGCCCUACCUCAACGGGGACUCCCGGAGCGCCGCCGGGGACAUGGACCUGGAGAACGUGACCCGCGUUCGCCUGGUGCAGUUCCAGAAGAACACAGACGAGCCCAUGGGCAUAACGUUGAAGAUGAACGACUUGAACCACUGCAUCGUAGCCAGGAUAAUGCACGGGGGAAUGAUACACAGACAAGGAACAUUGCAUGUGGGAGACGAGAUCAGGGAGAUAAACGGCAUCAGUGUGGCUAACCAGACGGUGGAGCAACUGCAGAGGAUGCUGAGAGAUAUGCGAGGGAGCAUCACCUUCAAGAUAGUGCCGAGUUACCGGACACAGGGCUCCUCGUGUGAAAAAGAGUCCCCUUCCACCUCCAGGCAGUCCCCUGCCAACGGCCACUCCAGCAUUAACAGUUCUAUCUUGGACCUGCCGUCCUCCAUCCAACCCAAGGGUCGACAGAUCUACGUCAGGGCUCAGUUCGAGUACGACCCCGCCCGGGACGAGCUCAUCCCCUGCAAGGAGGCGGGGGUGCGCUUCUGCGUGGGCGACGUCAUCCAGAUCAUCUCCAAGGACGACCACAACUGGUGGCAGGGCAAGCUGGAGAACACCAAGCACGGGACGGCGGGCCUCAUCCCCUCGCCAGAGCUGCAGGAGUGGCGUGUGGCGUGUAUUGCCAUGGAGAAGACGAAACAGGAGCAGCAGGCCAGCUGUACCUGGUUUGGCAAGAAGAAGAAGCAGUACAAGGACAAGUAUCUGGCCAAGCACAACGCAGUGUUUGACCAACUAGACCUCGUCACGUACGAAGAGGUUGUGAAACUUCCGGCCUUCAAGAGGAAAACACUGGUGCUGUUAGGUGCACACGGCGUGGGCAGAAGACACAUUAAGAACACGCUCAUCACCAAACACCCCGACAGAUUCGCCUACCCCAUCCCACACACCACCCGGCCCCCCAAGAAGGAGGAGGAGAACGGGAAGAACUACUACUUUGUGUCCCACGACCAGAUGAUGCAGGACAUCAGCAACAACGAGUACCUGGAGUACGGCAGCCACGAGGACGCCAUGUACGGCACGCGGCUGGAGACCAUCCGCCACAUCCACCAGACCGGCCUGGUGGCCAUCCUGGACGUGGAGCCCCAGGCCUUGAAGGUGCUGAGGACGGCGGAGUUCGCCCCGUACGUCGUCUUCAUCGCCGCGCCGACGAUCACCCCAGGCAUCAACGAGGACGAGUCGCUGCAGCGGCUGCAGAAGGAGUCAGAGAUCCUGCAGAAGACCUACGCCCACUACUUCGACCAGACCAUCAUCAACAACGAGAUCGACGAGACCAUCCGCCACCUGGAGGAGGCCAUCGACCUGGUGUGCACCACCAACCAGUGGGUGCCCGUCUCCUGGGUCUACUGACCGCCCCCCCCCCCCACCCGUCCCACUCCCCGUCCCCUUCCCCCCCCAAGCUUGGAUCGCCCCCCUACACCCACCGGCUCCCCCCCGCCCCUUCUGCCCGUCUCUCGUCCCAGGCGGGUUGACCUCCUCCUCCUCCUCCUCCUCAAACCUACUUCAUUGGUUCCUCCGACCUCUUGACUCCUCCCCUGUCCGACCUCUCGACCUAUAACAAAGCACCUGGGAUCGCGCCCCUCCCCGUAGUUCCAGGGAGAAGAAGAAAUGAGCGGCCUGAACCAACCAACCAACCAACCAACCAACCAACCAACCAACCAACCAACCAACCAACCAACCAACCAACCAACCAAGCAUACAAUGGAAACGCUGCAUCGACAUCGACGCAGCCGCCAGACCACCACAUCCACAGGGGCCGGUGCGCCGAUGGACCCCGGCCAGUACAGACCCCCCCCAGCCCUAGCGCUUUGUAGGCCGGUGUAAAGCGAAAUGAGUAUUGUCGUGUCUGUGAGUAGCUAGGCCAGGAGACAUUCUUUCAAGAUGUUUCUUUUAGCCAGACGGUACACCCCCCCCCCUCCCUCCCUCCCUUCUCAUGUGGUAUCCGAGCCCGAGAUGUGUGAGUGAGACUCUUGAUGACCACACACACCAGUAAUUCUGUCAGGUGUUGUAAUUUUUAUUGUGUCAAGCCCCUUAGAGGUGUGUGUGUGUGUGUGUGUGUGUGUGUGUGUGUGUGUGUGUGUGUGUGUGUGUGUGUGUGUGUGUGUGUGUGUGUGUGUGUGUGUGUGUGUGUGUGUGUGUGUGUGUGUGUGUGUGUGUGAGACUUGGAAGAGGGUGGGGGGGAAAGCACACUUGAAGUGCAAGUGUCUGCCAUCGCUAGUAUAGACAACAUCAGCUACCCUCAUUAUUUAUGAAUGAUAUAUAUAUGAAUCCUUUCCAUGCACACACUGGGCUGCAGCCCUCUGGGGACACUAGUGCCCUUCAGGUUCAGAUCCUCCCUGUCCUUUUGAUGGUACCGCAAUGGAGGCGUUGCCCCGUUGCUACCCCCUGAAGACCCUGACACACUGCGCAGAUGGACAGAUUGAAACACACACACACAGAGACACAUCUGUCUUAUCACCACACUCCGUCUCUUCUAAUGAACCCGUGUAUGUCUUUAGAGGUUUCCCAAUGAGGGGUCUUGCAUGUGGACGUUCACAAGCUCAGUACCUACCCGGCCCCCCCGUCUCCCAGCCCCCCCCCCCCCCCUCCCCCCCCGUGUCCCUAACUGUUGAAACCUCCAAGAGAGAAACCACAGAAGGUGGAGAAGGUGGUAGAUAAAAAAAAAAAGAAAAAAGAACAUUCCAGCUGCUUUGAAGACUGCACCUGACCAAGGAACGCGUGGGGAACCAGGAAAUGACCCUGACUGCACCCACAGCCGGGCGUUGCCCUGACAACCUAUGCACAUCCUUCGCAUUUUGGGCAGCAUUUCUAAAACAACGCGUUUGUAAAGAUCAACCAUAUGUGAGAUGUGUUUGUAAAAAAUAAAAAAGAUAAUUCAAUAAACAAAUCGCAUUGUUUCAAAUUUCGAUUUGUCCUACAUUGGAGAUGUGGGGGAAGAAUUACAUGUUAUUCUUCAUUUGCCAUUUCAGAAAUGUGUUGUCUGAGAGUAUUAAUGUUUUAAACUAAGUUUAACCAAUGAAAGAUAAAUGCUGAUUUCUUUUUUAAAUCUACAGCUGUGUAUCUGUAUGGACAGGAUGUGCGCCGUGCACAUUGCUGAAAAGUGAAUUCUUCGCAUGGGAAGGGGAGGCCACUUGUGCGUCUGAAUAACCUGUAUAUGAAUAUGACAUGUGGCAUAGGACUGCCCCUGUGUAAAUGACUCUGCAAUGUUAAAAGUUCUUCAGUAUGAACAUUUUUUUAAAAAUAUAUUUCCUUUUAUGUGGUGAAAAA
Messenger RNA from Gadus macrocephalus (Pacific cod), 5441 nucleotides. It is a transcript of the gene caska, whose product is annotated as calcium/calmodulin-dependent serine protein kinase a. Gene Ontology annotation, molecular function: signaling receptor binding; protein kinase activity; ATP binding. Gene Ontology annotation, cellular component: cell-cell junction; basolateral plasma membrane; plasma membrane. The record is from RefSeq and is a predicted model, not a curated record. Gene Ontology annotation, biological process: regulation of neurotransmitter secretion; protein phosphorylation. NCBI's taxonomy places the organism in Eukaryota, Metazoa, Chordata, Actinopteri, Gadiformes, Gadidae.